Messenger RNA from Rhineura floridana, 771 nucleotides. It is a transcript of the gene FDX1, whose product is annotated as ferredoxin 1. Lineage: Eukaryota; Metazoa; Chordata; Lepidosauria; Squamata; Rhineuridae. Gene Ontology annotation, molecular function: 2 iron, 2 sulfur cluster binding. The record is from RefSeq and is a predicted model, not a curated record. Bases 158 to 682 code for a protein of 174 amino acids. Gene Ontology annotation, biological process: positive regulation of oxidoreductase activity; P450-containing electron transport chain. Gene Ontology annotation, cellular component: mitochondrion. The transcript is spliced from 4 exons.
CGGAGCGGCUACGAGAAUAGCCGCAGCUGGUGCCGGUUGUGUAAGGCGACGGCCUUUGGACUUUAGUUGGCCCUGAUAGGGAAAGUAAAAGGAAGUCGUUCUAGCUGCUUCCGUCACCGCGACCUACGGAGAUCCCGUCCUUGUUCACCUUUACAGCAUGGCUACCUCAAACCCCGCCGCUCUUCUCCUCCGGGCUGCGGCCUCCUCCUACUGUCGGCUUCUCACAGCUUCCCGCGGGACCAGUGGCGGCUGGGGCAGCGCUGCUAGCCUAGGCCCCACUCGGCGCUUUCACGCGUCGGCCCUGGCACGGCUCAGCUCAGAAGAUAAAGUUACUGUGCACUUUAUAAAUCGUGAUGGUGACAAGCUAACAGCCAAAGGAAAAGUUGGGGACUCUCUUCUAGAUGUUGUGGUUGAUAACAAUCUAGACAUAGAUGGAUUUGGGGCAUGUGAAGGAACACUUGCCUGUUCCACCUGUCACUUGAUCUUUGAAGACCAUAUAUUUGAAAAACUAGAUGCAAUCACUGAUGAGGAAAUGGAUAUGCUGGACCUUGCCUAUGGGCUGACAGACAGAUCUCGACUGGGUUGUCAAAUCUGCUUGAAGAAAUCAAUGAAUGGUAUGACUGUUCGAGUGCCUGAAGCUGUUGCUGAUGCUCGACAAUCUGUAGAUAUGAGCAAGAAUUAAAAUAAAGUCUUUAGGGUAUUUUGGGGGAACAGAAAAUUUUUAAUAACUUAUUUCUAAAUGUUUUAAUAAAAUAAGAAAAUAUACACAAA